AAAGGUUGCCUCAUAGCCCGGGCCGUUCUCCGCAGCUCCGCGGCAUCAUGACGGUGGGCGCCCGACUCCGAAGCAAGGCGGCGAGCACCUUGGUGGGCCGGGGGCCCCUGGGGAGAUCGCGCCGCGCCGGUGACGAGGAGACAGAUGCCAUCGUCGAGCACCUGGAGGGAGAAGACGAGGACCCCGUGAGCCCCGACUGUGAGCGCGAAGAGGGCGGACGGCGCGCGGGGACCCCGAGCGCACGCAGGGUGCACCUGGCUGCGCUGCCCGAGCGCUACGAGUGCCUGGAGGAGCCCGCGCCAGGCGACAAGCCCAAGAAGAGGUACCGGCGAAAACUGAAGAAGUACGGCAAGAAUUUCGGCAAGGCCAUCAGCAAAGGAUGCCGGUACAUUGUCAUUGGCCUGCAAGGAUUUGCCGCAGCGUACUCCGCCCCAUUUGGAGUGGCCACCAGCGUGGUGUCCUUUGUGCGCUAACCAGAGCUGCAGGGGCAGGUGACACCAGAAUGCUUCUGCCCAGGGGACAGUGUGAAUCCACCAGCACUUCAGACCCAGACUCAUGGGAACUCAGAAGAGGAACCCUGCUUCGUGUGCUAUUGUUGGACUGGUUGACUUUGAGGCAGGAGCCGUCCCCGCUAACCCGCUGAGCCACUCUUCGGCUUGGGUGGAUCCAGGAGUCAAUUCUGCAGAGAAUUAGGCCAAUGCCAGGCUGGGGUUAGGAUUAGUUUGCUUCCUGUGGUAGUUAGAGCCUUCCGGGGAUACAUGCAGGCAGGCUAAUGGCAGGUCUGUGGACUGAGUCAUGCAGAGAGUGGGUGAAUUUGAGGGAGGAGGACCCAGACCUCUAAUGUGAUGGUUGCUAGUUUCUGAAAAGGUUAGGGAGCUGACAGCACUAGCCUUGGCCUUCCUUGAUCCUUUCACUGAAGACAGCGAGGGAGCUGUUUGCUCCAGAAGUCUAUCUCCCCCAUCUCUUUUUUUCCACUCAGUCAUUAAUUAUGGGUUUGGGAAGAAAGAAGGAAGGAAGCCAUCUUUAGAGACCAUGAUGCUUUGUACCUCCUGUUCACAGCUGUGUGGGGACAAUUGAAAGAAGAUCAAAGUGUAUCAUUUUCACCCAUCUAUGUAAGGAGGGAGGGAGGUCAGGGUCAGAAGCACACUGGGUGUCUGCAGCAGGCGCUUCGAGCUGGAACCAGGGCCAGCCAUUGUGUUCUGAGCUGGGACUCCUGCAGAUGUGGCCACAACAGUCACAACUUAGGCAAUAGCUGCCUAAGUCCCCACCCCCAUUUGAUUUAGGAGCGACAGAGAGAGACAGAGAGAGACAGAGAGAGACAGAGAGAGACAGAGAGAGACAGAGACAGACAGAGACAGACAGAGACAGAGAGAGACAGACAGAGAAACAGGCAGAGAAACAGAGUGACAGAAGAGAGAGACUCUGGAUGAGAACUGACUUGUAUAUUUAGAGGAGGAAUCAGUAAGUGAUAGGUAGGCAUGGCGAAAGAAGAAAAAGGCCAAGAAGGACAUUGGAAAAGCAAUGAAAGUUAGGAGCUACCAUGCAUGCUUGCAAUGGGGAUUUUCUCGGGAGGACUGAGCUAGGUGAGUGGGGGGGACCAGAGUCACCAUGGUGACUGAGUUCAUCCCUUUUAGGCCUGCAUGUCACUUGGAUUCAAAGAUUAAUGGAGGCAAGAGUCCCAGGUUUGACGCACACCGAGGAUGGUAGACUACCAUGGAAUGCUGGGAGAGGUGGAGAAGAAACCCUUAAAGUUGUACUGGUGUGUGCCACAACUGUUUUUAAAGUACCUCACAGAGAGGUUCUUCUCUCUAUGAUCAUUGGCUAACCCCAACAGCAGGCCAGGAUUCCAACUUUGCUUUUAGAAUAUUCAAGAUCCACUUGAAUCAGACUGUUGGUCUGUUGGUCUGAGGCUUCCCGGGCCAACAUACCUCACUCAUUGAGUCUGACCAUUAGGCACUGGUGGGUGGGUGGGGUGGGAAGAUGGACAGAGGAACAGGCAGAGAGGACAGUGACAGUUGCCCAUUUAGAUCCAGUCCUGCUCUGAAGGCUCCUGCUGAAUAUGCCCGGUACCUAGAGCUGCAGGUUCUCACUUGUGACAGAGUGAUGCUUGCUGGAGAGCCCUAGGAUGGGAAAUGGAAAGGUUAAUAGGAGAAGGGGCCAUAUGCAGUUAGCUGCAAAGAGGCAGAAAUGAGAGGCUUUGCAGCACACCCCCCUGCCAGGGCACCCCAGGGAGCCUACAGCUAAGCCCCAAGGAGCUCCCUGCCUUGGGCAGAAUGCUGUUGGCUCCUUGGGGACCUGUCAACAUGGCUUCCUUCCCUGGGAGUCUCUUCCUCUCCACCUCCCAAAUUGUAAAAGCAGCCAAAUAAAGCACAUCUGGCUAGUGUCUCUCAAAAUCUGGCUAAGAAUUAACUCAAAAUGUCCAAAGUCAAAAGUUAUCACGUGCUGUCCUGGUACUAAGCCAGGUUUGCUGCAAGGUGGACUUCAGCCCCUGGAGCAGGGUGUGUGGUCACAUCCCCCGAGUGGGACUCUCAGUUCUGUGAGCCCGGAUCUUGGUUGUUUUGCUGGUUAUUCUCUUGGGUUCAGCAGCAGGGCCCACACCCCACUGCAGCUGAGUUUAAGAGCUUAGCUUUCUCAUUACUGGCUUUCAAACCCUUCCUCUGUAUCCCUCCCUUGCCUUUGGUGUAAAUAAAAGCCCCAGCUUGUCUGGUUUUGCUAUGUA
Messenger RNA from Apodemus sylvaticus (European woodmouse), 2719 nucleotides. It is a transcript of the gene C12H1orf115, whose product is annotated as chromosome 12 C1orf115 homolog. Bases 48 to 473 code for a protein of 141 amino acids. The record is from RefSeq and is a predicted model, not a curated record. Lineage: Eukaryota; Metazoa; Chordata; Mammalia; Rodentia; Muridae. The transcript has 2 exons.